CGUUUACAAAAUCGGUUUCUUCAAUUUUUAAAAAUUCUUCGAAAAAAUAUGAAGAAUCGUAGUUAGAUCUUCAUUUCAUUUAAUUAAUCAAUUUUUAAAUUCAUUCUCAACUUUCUUCCGAAGUCUAUUCAACAUGAAACAUCUUUUUGAAGUGCGUAUGUGACUCAUGUGACUAGUGUUUAUGUUUGAUAAUUGCAACUUUCAAGUGUAACAGAAGUUUAAAAAAUGUAUUUUACUCGGUUUUCAUCUCAUCAAUAUUUAGUUUCACGAUCGCUUUAAGUAUCUCGAUCUUCCAUAUUUCAUUUCAAUUAAUUACUUUCUCUUCAUUUGUAUUAUUUGACUGCCAAUACCGCAUCCAAUUCCACCGGCAUUGACUGUUAAUUGAAACAUGCACGUAACAAACAUGUCAGGAGAAUCACGUUCAGAAUUUCAACUAAAAUCUCCUCCAACCGACGCAAUUUCAUCGGUAAAAUUUUCACCUUUAACGUCUCAAUUCUUAUUAGUUUCAUCUUGGGAUAAUUCGGUGCGGUUAUACGAUGUUCAAAAUAACACAUUGAGAUCGAUGUACACUCACGAACGACCAGUAUUAGAUGUUUGUUUUCAAGAUGCUGUUCACUCGUUCAGUGGUGGAUUGGACAAUACUUUGAAAAUGUAUGACCUAAACACUAAUUCAGAAACUUUCAUCGGCUCUCAUGACAAUGCCAUCAGGACGAUUGAAUAUUCUGCCGAGACUAAUUCAAUUAUUACCGGCAGUUGGGAUUCAACUGUAAAAUUAUGGGACCCUAGAGCUGCAAGAUGUGUUGGUUCUUAUCCUCAGCCUGAUAAAGUAUUUACAAUGAGUCUAUGCGGCGAACGACUAGUUGUAGGAACUGCCGGCCGUAGAGUGUAUAUUUGGGAUCUAAGAAACAUGGGCUAUGUUCAAAAGCGUGAAUCUAGUUUGAAGUUUCAGACUCGUUGUAUUCGAUGUUUUCCUAAUAAACAAGGUUACGUACUUAGUAGUAUAGAAGGACGUGUAGCAGUCGAGUAUUUGGACACUGAUCCCGAAAUUCAAAAGAAAAAAUACGCUUUUAAAUGUCACCGUAUUAAGGAAAACAAUAUCGAAUAUAUUUAUCCUGUGAAUGCCGUUAGUUUUCAUCAAGCGUAUAAUACUUUCGCCACUGGUGGUUCUGACGGAUAUGUUAACAUUUGGGAUGGUUUUAAUAAAAAACGACUGUGUCAAUUUCACCGUUAUAGUAACUCGAUCGCAUCUUUAUGCUUUAGUAACGAUGGUGGUGUUUUAGCAAUAGCGUGCUCAUAUAUGUACGAAUUAGAAACCCAUCCUGAUCCAAUUCCGGAAGAUAGCAUUUAUAUUAGAUACGUGACUGACCAAGAAACAAAACCUAAAUAAAAUAAUUUGAUUUUUACAAGUUUGAUAACGCAUUUUUCGUAAUAAAUUUGCUGAAAAAAAAGGUAUGUAACUGUAAAUAUGAAUCGUGUUAUGUUUAUCUUGAAUACAUUAUUUAUUUUUUGUGAUGAA
This is a messenger RNA of Planococcus citri (citrus mealybug), 1516 nucleotides long. It is a transcript of the gene Bub3, whose product is annotated as mitotic checkpoint protein Bub3. Gene Ontology annotation, cellular component: bub1-bub3 complex; mitotic checkpoint complex; kinetochore. The record is from RefSeq and is a predicted model, not a curated record. The transcript has 7 exons. Gene Ontology annotation, molecular function: ubiquitin binding. Gene Ontology annotation, biological process: mitotic spindle assembly checkpoint signaling. Bases 389 to 1387 code for a protein of 332 amino acids. Lineage: Eukaryota; Metazoa; Arthropoda; Insecta; Hemiptera; Pseudococcidae.